Molecule: messenger RNA, 1133 nt
Organism: Saprolegnia parasitica CBS 223.65
Lineage: Eukaryota; Oomycota; Saprolegniomycetes; Saprolegniales; Saprolegniaceae
Exons: 1
Coding region: 32-982 (316 amino acids)
Source: RefSeq, a predicted model, not a curated record
GGCCGUGGAGACGAAGACGACGAAGACGACGAUGAGCAUCGACAAGCUGCAGCCGCUCGGCGACGCGCCGACGCUCGUGACACGGCUCAUGCGCAUGGAGUCCUUCCUGGACGAGAGCAAGGCCUUCCCGCUGCAGGUGGUGGCUGAGGCCGACAAUGGCGUCUACCAGCCGCUCUUUCUGGACAAGGAGCUCUAUGACAUGGAGCUCGACCCGUUCAACUUUGACCUGGACGCGCUCGAGCUGCCGUCCGACGAGAACGACCUGCCGCUGCUCAACUUUAAUGCCAACAUUGCCGACAUUCACGCCUGCGACGACAAGGCGACGGGCGACAACCUCGACUGGAACAUGAUGUGCGCCAAGAAGGAGAUGGACCAGAUCACGCCGCUGCCCUACUCGUUUGGCCUGGCAACCGCGCCUAAGGCCAAGGACUCGCAGAAGCGCGUGCCGCUCGCACCGCGCGCGACGCCGCUCGCGCAAACGUCCUUCUUGCCUGUCUCGAUGAUGCCAUCGACAAGUGCGCCGCUGCGCGUGACGAUUCCCAAGGCGGACGUGCCCGACGACGAUAUGGGCAAUGACGAUGGCGCCGACUCGCCCAACUCGAGCGCGCGCAAGACGUGCACACACACCGGAUGCAACAACCGCGCCCGAUCGCACCAAAAGUGCAAGAAGCAUGGCGGCGCCCGACAGUGCACGCAUGCGGGCUGCCUCAAGAACAGCCAAAGCCGAGGCCUCUGCAUCGCUCACGGCGGCGGCUCGCGCUGCCGCUUUGAGGGCUGCCACCGCGCGUCGCAAUCGCGUGGGCUGUGCAAGUCGCACGGCGGUGGCAAGUUUUGUGCCGUGGACGGCUGCAAGAAGAAGGCGCAUCUCAAGCAACUGUGCCGCAUGCACGGUGGUGGCGAACGCUGCAAGGCGCCCAAGUGCCUCAAGUGGGCCCAACGCAAAGGCUGGUGCAUGUCCCACGCCAAGGAGCACGAGGUCUAACGCCGCCACUGCCAUGUAUGUAUGUUGCCGCAGUCUCUGCGGACCCACUAUUAUUUGAAGAUGAUUUAACGCCCCUGCCUUACGACGUACUUGGAGCCACACCACUGUAGACUAGAGAAACCCUCCAACACGAUUUUUGCUUUAUAUUCCC